AUGUUUGACGUCGACUUCACGCACGCCUCGGCCUCUCCACUACCACCCUCUGCAUCGCCUGAUGUAGGCGUCCAACUGCUCCACGAUUUCGAAUUAGUAGUCAAGCUCAACCCAGACUGCAAAGGCUGCAAAAAGAUACCACCACCCCAAGGCACGAAGAACAGGAACCCGCAAAUCAAUAGCGGGAAGACACCAGGCGGCCGCACUCCAGGCGAUGCGCGAGGCGAAAUGCAAUACUACGAAGUCGAAGACGACCUACCCUUCAUGCCCAAGAAGCUCUGGAGCGGCGGCGUGAAGUACGUUGCCGAUUUCCUACCCACAGAAGAUGGCUGCGAUAUCACGGUCCACGCACCAGGCGGUUUCACCUCCACGAAUCACUGGCGAAUACUCCGAGAGAAUAUCCCCGAGGAUGGCGAGAUGACAUUACAACGGGUGCAGUCGAAAGAUCUUAUGCAUGCAGACAAAGGAAUGGGAGGAUGGUAUGUGCAGAUCAUCAGCGAUGCGAGAUGUAGUCGAACAUUUGCUGGCAUUGUGAAAGGGUUUUUGAAGGCGAGCCAUUCGCAGUUGCAGACGGCUUUCAUUGGGAAGCUGCAGGCUUCGCCUAAGGAGCAGAGGUCUAGGCGGCCGACGAUGGGUCGUAGGAGAUCUAGUGCAGCAGGCGAAGAACGUCUCGAUGAAUUGAAGCGAUGGCUUACCCGCAGUUCAAACCUUAGGAUUGAGAUCACGCACACGGAUCUCGUCAUGGCGGUCAAAGCAGCAGUUGAUCAUAUCUCCAUGGACUUACACGUUCAUGCCCACAUACUCAUCGGGGCAGCAGAAGCUGGUGAGAGACCACUUAUGAAGAUCAAGGACGGAGAGGAUUGCUUUCAAACAGGCGAGGCGUUUGCCUGGGAGACCGUGACCAUGAAGAGAAUUGCUGAUUUGAGUCGGGAGGCUUUGCAGGAGAAGCUUGAGCUGGCGCAGUUGGAGAUCUGGUGGUUUAGGAGGGAGCUUGAGAGGUUGGAGGAGAAGUUGAGGAAGGCGAGGGAGAGGAGGGAGCAAGGCGUGGUAGAGCCGCUAGCAUUCGAGGUUGUCGAGAGGCUGGAGGAGGACCGGUCGCACAAGCGAACGCGAUCAGCUGUUACCCGCGCACUUCAACGCAUCUCAAGCCGAGGAGAGGUUCCAACGCUAAGCACACAACGCGAGAACGAGAACGAGAUGGUGGGCCCGAGCCCUACAGACGAUGGAAGACGGGCAUCAAAUGGCGAUUUGUUGUCGCCAACUGCACCGCGAGCCUCGAUGCAGAGCAACCGCCCUCAUCUGUCGACGACUAUGUCCAAUGCUGGAGCGCCCCGUAAAAGCAUUGAGUUGACCAGCCCGAGGGAGCCAGCAGAGUUGACACCAUCCAGUGCUGCUCAGGGCACGUCGAUUGAGCAGUCCGUGCGGCUAUUCAAGGUCUUCGAGAGCUUGCGGAAUGGAGAUACGGCAGCUAUAGCAAGAGCUUGCAAGCCGGAUGGUGAUUCUAAAUUGGAAGGCACGACUGUGCUACACCUAUCUAUACAAUGUGCUGAGCAGGCCGUGAUCGAGUAUGUGCUGUCGCAGCAGUCACAAGACAUCAAUGGUCGCGACCGUGAGGGCAACACCCCUUUGCACGUUGCAUCUAUGCUUGGCCGAGCUGCGAUUGUGAAGUUGCUGCUCAACUCGGGCGUCAACGAUACCAUCGCGAACUAUCAGGGCAAGACUGCACUAGACGUGGCACGGACGCCCGAGAUUUUCCAGCAAUUGCAACUGAAUAGAUCGAUUCUCAUCGACACCAAUGUCCGCAAGGUUCAGCAGCUGGUCAAGUCAAGCGACUACGACGGAUUAGAAAAGCUGCUUGGUGAUAGCCGUGUUAGGUCAACUCUAGACAUCAACGGUCCGGAACUUGCAACAGAUCCCGCUACUAUGGAGCAGGGUGGGACGCUAUUGCACGAAGCUGCACGAAACAAAGAUAUCAAGCUUGCUCAGCUUCUUCUGCUCAACGGCGCGGAUCCAUUCAAGCGUGACAGGAAGGGCAAGUUGCCGCAAGAUGUGACCAAGGACGAGCGAACACGAUCAAUACUGAAACGCUCGCCCGCGGCACAGACUGCGCAACGAAAUAUCCAGGAGCGCACUAUCCUUGGUGAAGGCGCCUCGGUGGGCUCUAUCGCAUCUCCAAACGAUGCCGGUGUCGGUGGUAAGGAGGCUCGUGAGAUGAAGGGCUACUUGCGAAAGUGGACCAACUACACAAGUGGCUACAAGCUCCGAUGGUUCGUCCUAGAGGACGGCGUGCUGUCUUACUACAAGCAUCAGGAUGAUGCCGGCUCUGCGUGCCGUGGCGCUAUCAACAUGCGUAUUGCGAAGCUGCACAUGGAUUCGAAGGACAAGCUGCAGUUUGACAUUCACGGCAAAUCUUCAGUGAAAUACAGCCUGAAAGCAGAUCAUGAGAUCGAGGCGAAGCGGUGGUACUGGGCACUCAACAAUGCGAUCCAGUGGACCAAGGACGAGGCCAAAGAGCAGCAGAAGCGUCAGCAACAGGAGACUUUGGCCAUCCGAGAGGCGCGCAACGAGCAGCUCGAGCGGCAGAGGACGAGAGAGGCAGAAGUCGCACAGCCUGGUAAACUUAUCCCGGGGACUGUGUUGGACGUGCCAUCAGGAACAUCCACUCCGCAAGUUGGCAGUUCAAUCCGCGAUGAAGCUAGUGUGCGAGACAAUGAGUCUGUUCACGGUCUAAGCAACAUUGGCACAACCAUUGCUGGCGACAUGGACGAUGACGAAGAGUAUGGCGACGACGCAAGCAGUCACGAUCUGAAGCCAGCUAGCAAAGACGCCUUCAGCAUUACUGCACAGUCUGCUAAGCUCCAGCUGGAUUUGUUAGAUCAAGUCAAUGCGGCUGUGAAGAAGGAGACCGAGAAGAACCCGGAUCUCCCAGUGUCGGAUCCCACCAUCAAACAGGCUGCAGCGUCGUACGAGACAGCUGUUGAUAACCUUAAGGGUCUGCUCAUGGAUCUCCUGCGCAUCUCACGUGACCAUGAGGCAUACUGGCAGUACCGGGUGGAUCGCGAGCUGAACAUUCGCCGAUUAUGGGAAGACAGCAUGGCAAAGGUGGCAGCAGAUCAGGAAGUGCUGGAGAGUCGUAUCGGAGAGUCCGAGGACAAACGCAAGCGGACGAAGCGUGCCCUGAAAGAUGCUUUGGCUGCCUCUGAAAGCAAGGCGCUCUCUCCAGAGGAGGACACCACUGUCGACCCGACCAAACUAAUGUUGGAGCUGCCCGAAGAUAAUUUCAGACCCCGAUCUAGACGGCCUACUAUUGCUCAACUUACGAACAAUGAGGUGUCGGACGAUGAGGCUGACGACGAGGAAGAGUUCUUCGAUGCUGUGGAUGCAGGAGAAGUCGAGGUCGUAGAUACCAUGCCGCCAUCUAGUCCACCAGCUUUCACUGAAGAGCUGAGCUUGGACCAGGUUCUGGAUCAGAAGGUCGAUCCUGAGAAGCAAGGCAAGGAGCUUGAGAUCGCCAAGUCCUACAAGGGCUAUGAGGACGGCACACGCAAGCGACUGAAGCUUGAUGCUGACAAUCGACCCAAGGUCUCGCUCUGGAGUAUCCUGAAGUCCAUGAUUGGCAAGGAUAUGACGAAGAUGACACUGCCUGUGUCCUUCAACGAGCCUACGUCGCUACUGUAUCGUGUCGUGGAGGACAUGGAGUACACUGAUCUGCUGAAUGUGGCAGCCGAUCGCAUGGACUCCACCGAGCGUUUGGUCUAUGUUGCCGGCUUCGCCGCGUCUGAAUACGCUAGUACGAUUGGACGUGUCGCCAAGCCUUUCAACCCGCUGCUCGGCGAGACGUAUGAGUAUGUCCGCCCGGAUCUUGGCUACCGCUUCUUCAUCGAGCAAGUCUCGCAUCAUCCUCCAGUAGGUGCAGCAUAUGCUGAGAGUCAGAGGUGGGACUACUACGGCGAGUCUGCCGUCAAAUCGAAGUUCUAUGGCAAGUCUUUCGAAUUCAACCCUCUGGGUACCUGGUUCUUACAUCUACGACCUGCUUCUGGAGGCGAGGAACUGUAUACCUGGAAGAAAGUGACCUCCUCCGUAGUCGGCAUCAUCACCGGUAAUCCCGUGGUAGACAAUUACGGGCCCAUGGAAGUCAAGAAUUGGACCACGGGAGAAGUCUGUUACCUUGACUUCAAGCCCAAAGGCUGGAAAGCUAGCUCUGCUUUCCAGGUCUCUGGUCGUGUGGUGGACAAAGGAGGCAGGACAAGAUGGAGUAUUGGUGGACGAUGGAAUGACAAGAUCUAUGCUCGGUUCACGCCUGGAUACGAGGCUGCUGUCGAGGCGCCUUCGGCUGAGAAGCCAGGCAAAGAUCAAGCUUUCUUGAUUUGGGAAGCUCAUGCACGACCGACAGGUAUCCCAUUCAACCUUACGCCUUUCGCUGUCACGCUUAAUGCUAUACCCGACCGUCUGAGACCUUUCCUCGCACCCACAGAUACGCGCUUGAGACCGGAUCAGCGUGCUAUGGAGGAGGGCGAGUACGAUUUUGCUGCUGUGGAGAAGAAUCGUGUCGAGGAGGGUCAGCGUGCUAGGAGAAGGACGCGAGAGACGAGGGGUGAGGAUUUCGUGCCGAAGUGGUUCAAGAAGGCGAGGCAUGAGGUCACUGGUGAGGAGUACUGGGACUUCAAUCAUCAUUAUUGGCGUGUGAGGGACGAUGUGGCGGACGGGAAGACGAAGUGGGAGGAGCAGGGGUUGGAGCCGAUCUACCAGUGA
Molecule: messenger RNA, 4752 nt
Organism: Recurvomyces mirabilis
Lineage: Eukaryota; Fungi; Ascomycota; Dothideomycetes; Mycosphaerellales; Teratosphaeriaceae
Exons: 3
Coding region: 1-4752 (1583 amino acids)
Biological process (GO): exocytosis; piecemeal microautophagy of the nucleus; maintenance of cell polarity
Cellular component (GO): nuclear envelope; membrane; intracellular membrane-bounded organelle
Molecular function (GO): protein binding; sterol binding
Source: RefSeq, a predicted model, not a curated record